Molecule: messenger RNA, 1804 nt
Organism: Aspergillus alliaceus
Lineage: Eukaryota; Fungi; Ascomycota; Eurotiomycetes; Eurotiales; Aspergillaceae
Product: mitochondrial distribution and morphology protein 10
Exons: 2
Coding region: 125-1492 (455 amino acids)
Biological process (GO): protein insertion into mitochondrial outer membrane; establishment of mitochondrion localization; mitochondrial outer membrane translocase complex assembly
Cellular component (GO): ERMES complex; SAM complex
Source: RefSeq, a predicted model, not a curated record
CGAACGUACAGAAGACAACAAGAGUAUCGAUACUCUUCAUUCUGGCCUAGGAUGAUCUAGCUGUGGGCUAGUAGUCUCAGCUCUAUUCUAUUAUUACUAUAUCAAUUUAUCUCAUUGAGCCACAAUGCUCGAUUUCAUGGACUAUAUCCAACUCAUCUUCGCAGAGGGGACUAACUGGAACCGCGACAAUUCAUACACAUCGCUCACGGCCACAGCUCAGUCCCUCCUCGACUUCUCGACCCCCGAGCGUCUUCGCGUGCAUCUCUCCUCACUCUCCACCCCCCAUUUCGCAACCAGCUACACCCUCGGAACCGUAGGCUUAAUCGACGGCUCAGUCUCCUACCUCUACAGCACCGUCCCCUUCACCAACACCCCAAGUCGAAGCGCCCUGAUCCCCCUCCGCAAACUAUCCCCAGGCUACCGCCAAGUAACACCGCCAACGGCACCCCUCGAAACCUGGGAAUGGGAUUCACCCCUCGACAAUGGCGCACCACCCAGCGACAUCGCCAAAAAGGCAACCCUCCUCCACGCAACCCUCCACCUUCCACCCCCAACAACCCUCAACGCUCUCUUCCUCCGCCGCAUCUCCCCAACAAUGCAACUAACGCUAGCCGUCUGCUCAACCCGCGGCCCUCCGCUCUCCAAAUCCGCCCCGCAGGCCUCCUUCCUCACCCAACUCUCCCACGAUACAGGCAAGUACAGUAACGAAUACCUCUUCAGCACGGACAACGCCCUCUUCGGCUGGCGCGGUCUUUGGAACUUCGGCCCGGACCCCCGUUCAAAAGAUGAUGCCGCACCGCGCCUCUCGCUCCUCUCCGCCGGCGCAGAGGCGUACUAUUCCCCCGUCUCGUCGCUGAUCGGCAUGUCCACCGGUCUGAGGUUCAGUACUUUGCCUGCGGCGACGGAUGUACCUGCGUCUACGGCGACGGGGUCGGCAUCUGCGAAUCAGAGUACCCCGAUUUCUACGUUCCCGUAUACGCUUACAUUGACGUUGACGCCAUUGACGGGGUCGCUGUCAACGACAUAUUCAUUGCGUGCGUCGCCGAAUUUGGCGUUUAGUUCGCGGUUUGGGUUUAAUGUUUAUAGUUGGGAGAGUGAGAUGGUGGCGGGCUGUGAGCUGUGGCGGAGGUCGAGGAAGCGGGUUCCUGUCGAGGAGAAUGAUGGGUUGGAAUGGGCGCGGCGGAAGAUGCGCGCUUCGGAACCACUUCCGCCGCCUUCUCUUCCUACUAUUGCAGCGGAGGCGAAGGGCAGGGAUGACCAGACGGAGGCGACGGAUUCAGUGCUGAAGAUCCGGGUUGAUCAGUCGUGGAAUGUGCGGUUGCUUUGGGAAGGGAGAGUGAAGGAGCUGCUGGUUAGUGCUGGGGUGGGAUUGGGGCCGAGUUCGUUCUCGCCUUCAUCGUGGGCGACUGCUACGACUGGUUCGGGGCAGAGUGGUGGUGGGAGUCCAUCGUAUUGGAGGGGGGUGGGGGUUUCGGUGCUUUAUUCUUCCUGAUUUUUUUUUCUCGGAUUAGAUCUUUGGAGUUGCGGGCGGUUUUUCGUGCGCGUGUAUAGUUUAGAUGUAUUGCAUAGAUGUAUAUAUUUAGAGUUAUGAGCGAGAUAGAUGAACAGCCAAAUAUUUUUUUUUUCGUAAGACCUCUAUAUUCGUUUUAACGUUUGAUUCAUAGAACUAAUUUCAAACCGUGAUAGAUUUGCCGGCACAGGAACCGGAAAAAAGAUUAUAGCCUAUAUUAAUAUCUCGAUCGCUUACAAACGAGCAUUGAUGAUAUCAACGACUGCAAGUGAAUGUUAGUAUUUCAAAAGGCAG